Molecule: messenger RNA, 291 nt
Organism: Nakaseomyces glabratus
Lineage: Eukaryota; Fungi; Ascomycota; Saccharomycetes; Saccharomycetales; Saccharomycetaceae
Gene: SML1
Product: ribonucleotide reductase inhibiting protein SML1
Source: RefSeq, a predicted model, not a curated record
AUGCAACAUCAAGAUAUGAACGGCGUUAGCCAAAGGAUUAGAGAGAGAGUCUCUCAAGGUUACCAAUUGCCUCCACAACAGUUCCAAAGGGUUCCAUUGCCACCUAUGGCCCAGGCCCCAAUGCUUGUGAAUGAGCGUUCGGUUUCUUCUACAUCCUCUUUGGAGAUGUGGGAGAAGGAUUUGGAUGAAAGACUACAGAUGAUUGAUCAAAACAUCUCGAGAAACAAGAACGGUGCUGCUGAACUAACGACCAUGUUCGCUUCUGGUAAGCUGGAAGAAAUGGAUUUCUAA